This is a messenger RNA of Ceutorhynchus assimilis (cabbage seed weevil), 2033 nucleotides long. The record is from the annotation of a GenBank genome assembly. Lineage: Eukaryota; Metazoa; Arthropoda; Insecta; Coleoptera; Curculionidae.
AUUUAUUUAGAAGAAGAUUGUGUUAACAUAAUAUUUUUAAUUCAGAAGGGGUGUACUGAAAAUGAAGUUUUGAAUGAAAGUGUUUAUUUUUUUCUAAGAGGAAACAUGUAUCCCAAAUCAUUCCUAUUACUUUCAAUAGCCUUUACUUUAAUCGCAAAAAGUGAUGGAGGGCCACAAGUUGUUAAUGGUUUGAUAACCCUAUUGGUUGGAAUCGGUAACGAGCUCAACAGGAUAUUCGGAAUUUUUAGAGGCAGACCGGACUUCAACACAUGGUACGUUACAAAUACGUGGAAAUUGAAAGAAGUUGCAGAAGAUGAAUAUGAUUUUAUAAUAGUGGGUUCUGGAUCAGCUGGAUCUGUCCUGGCCAAUAGAUUAUCAGAAGAGAAGAAAUGGAAAAUUCUUAUAUUGGAAAUAGGUGGUCCAGAAACGGCAUUUAUGGGCGUACCCAUUCUAGCUCCAGCUUUUCAAAUGACCCAAUACAACUGGAGAUACUUUAUGGAACUCCAAAAUGGUCUUUUCUAUGGUCUUAAUGAUGCCAAAAUGCAUUGGCCCAGAGGUAGAGCUUUAGGAGGCUCAAGUGUCAUCAAUUACAUGAUUUAUACUAGAGGCAAUAAGUGGGACUAUGAUCGAUGGGCUGCUAAUGGAAAUCCAGGCUGGUCCUAUAAAGAAGUCCUGCCGUACUUUAUAAAAUCAGAAAACGGCACUAAUCUUCAAGAUAUUGUCUCUGAAGUUCACGGUACAAAGGGUCCACUAUCUGUUGAGAACAUUUACGGAGCACAGCUAUUAGAUGCAUUUCUUGAAGCUGGACCAAUGGUCAAUUUGCCUGUUAUUGACUAUAACGCCAAUAAGGAAUCAGUGGGUGUUGGCCGCAUGCAAGCAACCGUCAAAAAAGGCCGUAGAUUUAGUGCGGCAACAGCUUACCUAUGGCCAGUCAGGAAUCGGCCUAAUUUGGAUAUUAUAAUUAAAGCCUACGUUACCAAACUACUUAUAAAUACUACAACUAAAACAGCUUAUGGUGUUCAAUAUACCAAAAAUGGCAGAACGUAUACAUCCAAAGCUACAAAAGAAGUUAUUUUGUCAGCUGGUACUUUCAAUUCGCCACAGCUAUUGAUGUUAGCAGGAAUAGGGCCAAAAAAGCAUUUGGAAAACUUAGGAAUUAAAGUUUUAAAAGAUUUACCUGUAGGUCAGAAUUUGCACGAUCAUUUGACAUUCCCAGGACUAUCUUUUCUGAUAGAUCAACCUAUCGAUUUAUCUCCUGAAAUAUUUUUACCAAGAAUAGACGAGUAUUUAAAAAAAGGAACUGGUCCUUUGACAUCUUUAUCAGGCCCAGAAGGUAUAGGAUACGUUAAAACCGCCUUGGCUGAUUACAAAGAAGACUAUCCUGAUAUUGAGUUGAUCUUUGUUGAUGGCACUUUGGCUAGUGACUUAGGAUUAUUUACUUACAGAGGUAUGAACAUCAGGGAUGAUGUAUUCAACAGUGUAUUUUCACCUUUGUUGAACUUUCAUGCAUGGACGAUAUUUCCUAUGCUUCUACAUCCUAAAUCAAUAGGCCAUAUGGAGCUACGUUCAAAAAACCCCUACGAUUAUCCACGAUUUUAUGGCAACUUUUUCUCAGACCCCAACGAUCAUGAUUUAGACACUUUUGUGGAAUCCAUUAGAGUUAUCCAAAGAUUCUCGAACACUACAGCUUUCCAAAAAUACGCAUCGAAACUAAAUCCUAAACCAAUGAAGGGUUGUGGUCACUUAACCUUUGAUAGCGACAGCUAUUGGAAAUGUUGCAUAAAAGCCAUUGCAGUUACACUGCACCAUCAAGUCGGUACAGUCAAAAUGGGCCCCAAAGGAGAUCCGACGGCAGUGGUCAACCCAAAUCUUCAAGUGUACGGCAUUCAAAAUUUGAGAGUAGCAGAUUGUAGUAUAAUUCCCAUGGCUUUAGGAGCUCAUACUAAUGCCCCGUCAAUGAUGGUGGGUGAAAAAGCUAGUGACAUUAUCAAAGAAUUUUGGACCUAAUGUAAUAUAACAACUAAGUUGUAGAA